AUGCUUGGUACUUCGGGGCUUGAAUGGAAUGACACUGGGAAAAUGAUUACUGUGAAGGAGGAGGCGGUGUGGCAAGCCUAUAACACGGCUCACCCAAAGGUCAAAUCACUGUGUUAUAAAAGUUGGCCAUAUUAUGCGGAUUGGGUUGAAAUUUUCGGGAAGGACCGGGCAACAGGAGAGGGGGCACUAGGUUUCACUGAGGCGGUCAAUGAUGUCUUACAUGAUACUAACGUCGAAGUACCAAGCCAUAUUCUCACUGAAGACACAGUCCCGGGUCAAUAUGAUUACCCUCAGACUAACCUUGACUCCUUUUCGGCUCAAGCAGGUGAGAGUAGUGCAUCCGGUAAGUCUAAGCGUGAUGGAAAAAGAAAGCGUAACGUUGAAGCCGAGGAUACAAUAUUAGGACUACUUUCAUCUGUUUGCCAAGAGACAAACAAUUGUCUCUCGGAACUGUCUACACGCGUUGGUUACCAAGUUGAUGCCAAAGAGCAGCGCAUCGCCGUGUAUGAUGCACUAAAAAACAUUUCAAACCUAACAACGGAUGAAAGGGUAGGGGUGGCGCGGUACUUGAGCAAAAAUGUUGACGAGAUGGAACUUUUUUUCAGCUUGGACGAUGAUGCAAAAAGGUCGAUGGUGCAGCAAAUAUUGAGCGGGUCUAAGUGGUCAAUGUAA
Molecule: messenger RNA, 672 nt
Organism: Striga hermonthica
Lineage: Eukaryota; Viridiplantae; Streptophyta; Magnoliopsida; Lamiales; Orobanchaceae
Source: the annotation of a GenBank genome assembly